This is a messenger RNA of Camelus dromedarius (Arabian camel), 1938 nucleotides long. Its product is annotated as disintegrin and metalloproteinase domain-containing protein 20-like. Gene Ontology annotation, biological process: proteolysis; male gonad development. Bases 1 to 1938 code for a protein of 645 amino acids. NCBI's taxonomy places the organism in Eukaryota, Metazoa, Chordata, Mammalia, Artiodactyla, Camelidae. The transcript has 3 exons. Gene Ontology annotation, cellular component: external side of plasma membrane; plasma membrane; sperm head plasma membrane. The record is from RefSeq and is a predicted model, not a curated record. Gene Ontology annotation, molecular function: metalloendopeptidase activity.
AUGCUGACCAACAGGAAGAAAGCAAGGAGUAAACAGACUACCGUGAAGAUGUCCCUCAACAGGGGCACAAAGCUGGCAGAGAGCCAGGUCACUCGGAGGACAGCCCUCUCGCUGCUUGGAUUCUGGGCCAUGCUGGCUCCAGUCCAGUGUUCUCAAGGCCAUCCCUCAUGGCGCUACAUCUCCUCGGAGGUGGUGAUACCCAGGAAGGAGCUCCACCACGGCAAGGGCGUUCAGGUGCCAGGAUGGCUCUCCUACAGCCUGUACUUCGGGGGCCAGAGGCACGUUAUGCACACGAAGAGCAAAAACAUCUUUUGGCCUGGACAGCUGCUGCUGCUGACUCAGGACGAGCAAGGCGCCUUGCAGAUGGACUUCCCCUUCAUCCCUUCAGACUGUUACCACCUCGGCUACGUGGAGGGGAUUCCUUUCUCCGUGGUCACUGUGGACACGUGCUAUGGGGGUCUUGAAGGUAUUAUGAAGCUGGAUGACCUUGCCUAUGAAAUAAAACCCCUCAGGUAUUCUAAAACGUUUGAACAUGUGGUUUCUCAGAUAGUGGCAGACGCCGACACAAUGGGACCUGUGCAUAGCCUGAAAGACAGGCAGAAUGGGGACGCCCUGUUCCCUGAAGCUGUGAUUAAACAUGGACCCGCGUCCUUUGACCCACCACUGUAUCGUACAUGCAAUAUGCAUGACAUACUCUUUGUUGGUUACCUAGGCAGACAUCACUUAAUGGUAAGUAUCUUAGCAGCCCGGUACACUGGGAGAAGUUUUGGUCUGUAUUUUGAUUCUGAAGAUUGCACUUGCAUGAGAAGGACCGUCUGCAUUAUGUCACCCUACGCUGCUUUGACAGACGCCUUCAGUGACUGCUCCAUCAUACACUGGCGGAACAUAGUGAAAACUCAAGGCCAUUGUAUAUUUGACACGGUUUGGAAGACAUUUAAUGCAAGCCUGAUAAAUGUACGUUGUGGAAACUCUGUAGUGGAGGGUUCAGAGAGAUGUGACUGUGGCUCCUUAAAGCAGUGUUAUAGCAACACAUGCUGUAACACUGACUGUUCCCUUAAGAGAGGAUCUGUUUGUGAUAAAGAAAUGUGCUGUACAAACUGUACGUACGCUACGCCUGGAACGCUGUGCAGACCAAUCCAAAAUAUAUGUGACCUCCCCGAGUACUGCCCUGGGGGUACUUACCUAUGCCCCCAGAACUUUUAUCUGCAAGAUGGAACCCCCUGUACCGAGGAGGGCUACUGCUAUCAUGGAAACUGCACUGACCGCACCAUGCACUGCCAAGAGAUCUUUGGAAGACACGCUGUGAAUGCCGACGACAGCUGCUAUACAAUAAAUACAAAGGCCACUCGAUUUGGACACUGUUCAAGAAGAGCUCCUCUAAUGACUUUUAACCCUUGUCAGAAUGCAGACAUAAAGUGUGGAAGGCUGCAGUGCGGCAACGUCACACACCUUCCCCGGCUGCCAGACCACGCCUCGUUCCAUCAGUCAAAGAUCUCACAGGUGUGGUGCUGGGGAUUAGACACACACAUAGCAACAGGGAUAAAUGAUGUUGGUCAUGUGAGAAACGGUACCCCCUGUGCCCCUGGGAAGUUCUGUGAGAAUAACUUCUGCAAUGCUUCUAUAGCUGCGAUAACAUAUGACUGUAACCCUGAGAAAUGCAGUUUUAGAGGAAUUUGCAACAACAGAAGGAAUUGCCAUUGCCAUGUAGGCUGGGACCCUCCAUAUUGUGCAGAUAAAGGUGCUGGAGGGAGCCAAGACAGCGGAUCCCCACCAAGAAUGAUGCGGUCAGUAAAACAAAGCCAAGAAUCAGUGGUAUAUUUGAGAGUGGUCUUCGGUCGCAUCUAUGCCUUCAUAGCUGCUCUCCUCUUGGGCGUAGCCACAAAUGUAAAAGUUAUCAAGACCUCCACAGUGCAUGAAGCGACAACAGGUGCAAAAUAA